Schistosoma turkestanicum is the source of this 336-nucleotide messenger RNA. NCBI's taxonomy places the organism in Eukaryota, Metazoa, Platyhelminthes, Trematoda, Strigeidida, Schistosomatidae. The record is from the annotation of a GenBank genome assembly.
AUGGAGGCACCCACCACAAUUGGGAAAUAUUUGAGAGCCACUGUUAUUACUACUACUACUACUACUACUACUACUACUACUACUACUACUACUACUACUACUACUACUACUACUACUACUACUACUACUACUACUACUACUACUACUACUACUACUACUACUACUACUACUACUACUACUACUACUACUACUACUACUACUACUAAUACUGGUUUAACUUCUACUACUUCUACUACCAAUAAAACUAUUCUUACUACUAACACUACAAAAACUAUGACAACUACCAGUACAACUACUACGACAACUAACUGGUACAAACCAUUACGAAAAGCGUGA